This is a messenger RNA of Dunckerocampus dactyliophorus (ringed pipefish), 6596 nucleotides long. It is a transcript of the gene cdhr1a, whose product is annotated as cadherin-related family member 1a. Gene Ontology annotation, cellular component: catenin complex; plasma membrane. The record is from RefSeq and is a predicted model, not a curated record. The transcript is spliced from 17 exons. Gene Ontology annotation, biological process: homophilic cell-cell adhesion. Gene Ontology annotation, molecular function: cadherin binding; calcium ion binding. Bases 245 to 2851 code for a protein of 868 amino acids. Lineage: Eukaryota; Metazoa; Chordata; Actinopteri; Syngnathiformes; Syngnathidae.
UUGUAAAUGUCUGAUGUGAAAAAUGGAUGUCUAUUGCGCUGUACUCUAAAGAGCCUUGCAGCUCCAGGCCGUCCUGUGUUGGUUUUUCUAGAAGCUUUACUUGGACUGUGCGGCACCAGGAGGGACUCUUAAGAAGUGUCAUCGGAUUAGCGAGCCAGCACCUGCCUUCAGUCGGCCGGCAAACGCCUUCAGAGGCGCAUCAUCUCAUGCGUGUGCACACCUUUAUCAUUUCAUUUUUUAAAGGAUGAAGCAUGUGCAUUUUGUACAUUUGCCACUGGUCUUUGCUUUGCUGCGCAUCUGCUUUGCACAAGCAGACUUUGCCCCUUACUUCUUUGACAACGGACCGUACAGCCACAAUGGGAACAUGGCACUGUUCAGCCUCUCGGAGGACACGCCUGUUGGUACACAAAUCUAUUGCCUUAACGGCACCGACCCAGAGGGCCAGGAGGUGAGCUACGGCAUUUCGUUUGACCCCGGCUCCAAGGAGUACUUCAGGAUCAACCCCAAGACAGGAAACGUCACCUUAGUGGAGAAGCUAGACCGAGAGAAACAAGAUUCUUUUGAUGUUCUGGUCAGCAUCACAGACGGGAAAAGCCAGGUUGUGGAAAGAGUGACCAUAUUUGUGAUGGACGCAAACGAUGAGAAACCCCAAUUCCAAAACAUGCCUGCAAUCAUUGAUGUCCUGGAGACGACAGAAUCCGGACACAGCAUCUUCAAAGCGGAAGCCGUGGACAGGGACACGGGCUCGGGGGGCUCGGUCACCUACUACCUCCUGAACGCACAGUCGAGCUUGUUUGCCAUUGACAGACACAGCGGAGUCAUUCGCAUCAAGCCCGAGGAGAUGCUGGACUACGAGAAAACAAAGACACAUUUUCUCACAGUCGUUGCAAAGGACGGAGGUGGCACGUUCAACGGCAAGGAGCAGUUUUUGUCCUCCUCUUCUACCCUCACAAUUAAUGUGAUCGAUGUGCAAGACACGCCACCAUCUUUUAUCGGGACGCCGUACUUUGGCUACGUUUACGAAGUGUCAACGCCGGGGUCUGAGAUAUUCACAGUUGUGGCCAAAGAUGGCGACGUGGGAAACCCAAAUCCAAUUCGUUAUUCUUUUGACGAGGGUGAUGAUGGAGUUUUUAGCAUCAAUGAGACCACUGGUCUCAUCACCCUGCUGACAAGUCCCGUUUAUCUAAAGAGAGAAGUCUUUAACAUUAAAGUCAAAGCGUCUGAAGUGAGUCCAAGAGGCCGACUCCUGGACUACGGGGUGACCAUGCUGGUGAUCCGGGUGGUGGACCUGAAUAAUAACCCGCCAACCUUCUACGGCGAGAACGGCACCCAAAGCAUGUUUGAGCUGACCAUGUACGAGCACCCUCCGGAAGGGGAGAUCCUGCGGGGGCUGAAAAUCACAGUGAGAGACUCCGAUCAGGGCGCCAAUGCAAAAUUCAACCUGAGGCUGAUCGGGCCUGGCAGGAUGCUGCGAGUGGUCCCGCAAACGGUACUGAACGAGGCCCAGGUCACAAUAUUGGUGGAAGACUCUGCAGCCAUGGACUACGAGAGACAACACUUCCUCACGUACAAGCUACUUGCCGUUGAGAUCGACACGCCAGAGAGGUUCAGCUCCACAGCCGAUAUCGUCAUCCAUCUCCUGGACACCAACGACAACGCGCCUAAGUUCUCCUCGGAUUACUACAUAGCCAGAAUUCCGGAGAAUUCACCUGGUGGCUGCAAUGUUGUGUCAGUCCUGGCAAUAGACCCAGACUCAGGACCAUGGGGUGAAGUGAAGUACUCGAUCUAUGGCUCUGGGGCUGACUUGUUCUUGAUCCAGCCGUCUACUGGCAUCAUCUACACGCAGCCGUGGGCCAGCCUGGACGCAGAGGUGAGGUCCAAGUAUAACUUCUACGUCAAGGCAGAGGACUCUGAGGGCAAGUACAGCCUGGCCGAGAUCUUUGUCACCGUGCUGGACCUGAACGACCACCCGCCCGCCUUCAAUGAUAACUUCCUGGAGAAGACCAUGGUGAUUGGAGCUCCAGUUAAAAUAGAGGCUGUAGACGACGACGCAGAGGUGCCCAACAACGUGAUACAGUACGCCAUCAUGAAAGCUGAGCCUGACAACAACAUCUUUGACAUCGACUGCGACACGGGCGAGAUCAACCUGAAGUCUUACAUCAAGUCCAUGGCCAUCAUUCAGAACAUCACCAAGAAGAGGGACUGCACCUGGUCGCUUGUGGUGCAGGCCCGGGACCGAGGACAGCCGUCGUUCAGCACCACCGCCGUGGUCAAGAUUGACAUCACCGAAGCUACCCAACUCAAGGGGGGGCCGUUGGGAUCUUUUUUAGUGCAUGAUAGAAACAAGCCCUUGCAAAUCGUAGGCAUGCUGGCAGGCGGCAUUAGUUUCAUGGUCAUAGUCACGGUCGUCAUCUCCACCGUCACCUUUGUACGCAACAAAAAGUCCAACCGGGUCCUGCCCAACCGCCGCGUGAGGAGGAGACCCCGCAACCAGAACCCCUGGACCUUCAAGAACCCCUUCAGGACACCGAGGAACCCCGAGGAGAAGUUCCAGGUGCAGGAGGAGGAAGAGCAGGAAGCCGGGGAAACGGCGGAGAACGUCAACCACAACAACAACGUCACCAACGUUGUCAGGCACUGGCCUCCGCCACCCUGCGCCCCCAUGCUCCCGCCCCCGCCACCACCUUACAUGCCGGGGGAGAGGAGGUGGGCGGUGCCCACGGUCUCAGCCGCUGUGGCGGCCCGGCCGAAGAAGAAGUCGAUGGUGUCGGGUCAGGACAUGAUCAACAAGGCGCUGGUGUCAGAACUCAAAAUGAAACUGGAGCAGAAGAGGAUGCGCAAUCAUUUAUAGUGAGUGUGUGUGUGUGUGUGUGUGUGUGUGUGUGUGUGUGUGUGUGUGUGUGAGUGUACGUGUGCAUGUGGGUGAGUGUGCAUGUGGACAGUGCUUUGCAAAAGUCUUGGGCCACCACAAGCGUUGUUGUUUUGAAAUUUGACAAAAUUUCAUUGAUCUACUGCGGAGGACGCUAUCAUUUCUUCAAGAGGUAUUUUUCCAUUACAAGUAAUCCCUCGUUUAUGGGGGGUUCAUUGGUUCCAGACCUGACGAUAAGUGAAGUCCUUAUUUAUAAAUUGAAUAUUUUCGUAUUUAGAGCAUAGAAAACCUGUUUCCGACCUUUUUUUAACAUUAUUAGAGCCCUCUAGACAUGAAAUAACACUCCAUAGUCACAUUUACGCUCCUAUUACUCAAUAUAGUAGACAUAAUAAGAGAAAAUAAGACAUAAAACAUUGAAAACUUGUUUACGACCUUCUAAAUAGUGUUUUUAACAUUGUUAGAGCCAUAUAGACAUGGAAUAAGACCUUUAUAGACACAUUUGCACUCCUAUUACCCAAUAUACAGUAGUAGACAUAAUAAGAGAAAAUAGGGCAUAAGACAUGAUGUAGACUGGCAUGUUAGCGUUGGGAGAGUUACUUAUUCCUAUUUUUUACUUGGGUUUCUGUGCAGUACUUCCUGCUGCUCAUCAGUGUAUCAUUACUGACAUCCUUCGACAACUACGAAUGCGUCUUCUGAAUACCUUAUAUUUGUACUGUACUUUAGUUCGUGAAGCCAUUUUUGUGUUUGAAAAUGCUUCAUUUAGGCAAAGAAAUGCAUAAAAUUUGCUUAAAUGUGCAUUUCCCCCCCCCCCCAAUAAUAGGCUGUAUUCAACCACAAAACUGAACACAGAUUUAUUCAUUCAUAAUUUUUUUGUUGAAAUGAUUUGCUCCAAUUGUGUGAGUGUCCAUGGUGUGAUGCAUGAAGACAUGAAAUAAUACAAUACAUGAAAACAAGAAGUGGAAAAGCAGUGAACGCUUAUCUCAGCGUCAGACAUAAUGAAAAUAAUACUUGCAACAUGUCAGUUUGCGUUCUUACACCCAAUCAGUGUGCAUGAAUACAUUCUUGUAUUUGUCCUUCAUUGUUUCGCUGCACUGUUUGAGCUCCAUAGGCAAUUUUCAGCUGGAUUUUACGUACUAUUUUGGGGCUGCUAGAGCUAGCUAGCUAGCUAGCAAGCCUCACUUCCAAGCCCACCGUUGAGCAUUACUGGACAUUCUUCCAGAAGGCUACAUUUCACAUAUUUGAGGCAAAAAGGUGGCCUUUCAGGUGUUUUUUGGUUGUUUCCUGAACUUUUUCCCUGUUAUGAUGGACUAUCUCAGUAAUAGUAGAAACGUUUACGUUCGUUUAUCCCGAGAAGAGAUGAGUUGAACAGACUUUUCUAUAUUUUCAAGAUGUCACAAAGCUUAGAGAUGGGGCUUCAGGCCAUCCACUGUCAGAGUCGGAGGAAGAAGCCUCAACUAGGAAGUAACUGCUCUAUAUCCUAUUCUCGGGAUCGCUCCCCUACGUGUAUCAGUGGUGUGGCUAUGUGUCUGCUUCUAACUGGUUCCGGCUCGUGUCAGUCUCGGGUGUGUGUGUGUGUGUCUUCUAAGUGAAGAUAAGGUUGUCAAGCAACCUGUCUGUCUGUCCGAAAUACAUAUUUAAAUGAUUUCCACAUGCAAGAACGGCGCAUCUGAGCGGUAUUUUUGCUCUGAUUUUACAUGACUUCUGGUUACGAAUACACUUGUUUGCGCUUCAUCAGCAAUUGCUGAGGUCUGCUUCCCGUUUUUCCUCAAAGGUUGCUUCCGAUGUUCCCGAGUGGACCAUAAACUAAUGGAGAGGGGGCGGCAAAGAAGGGAAACCUACGGGAGUUUCCCGGGGGAAACGAGAGGGUAUCCUCUCUAGGAGGGGUGCACAAUAAUUAUUGGACCGAUACUUAUCUGGCCGAUAUGAGGGAAUUAUGACGUCAUCCCGAUAAAUCCAAUAAGAUUAAAAGUAGCUCUGAUAACCGAUAAUUUAAAAAACGCUCUAAUGAGUCGAUAUUACCCGUACUAUUCUGGUGAGCAAAUCAAGCGCUUCUUUUUUCUCCUGUCAGUCUGCCUGUAACUUCCCUUGAACUCACUUGUAAACAUUAACUUGGAAAAAAAUGGAUGGAAAAAAACACACAAAAAAACCUUAUCAGCCACCUGAAGCAUCGCUAUGACAACUGCAGCAUUUGAAGAGUGCAAAAGGUUUGCCAGAGACCUCCGUGGCGUAACACUGGCUGCUCGGAGCGGGUGCUUGAAUACAGUGCACCUUGCUGGGCCACGCCAGGUGGCUUCUCCUGCUCUAUACUCUGGUUCUCCUGACCUCCGUAGCGGCACACCGGCUGCUCGGAGCAUGUGUCCGAAUACAGUGCACCUUGCUGGGCCACGCCAGGUGGCUCCUCCGCUCUAUACUCUGGUUCUCCUGAUAGUAGUGAUGUAGUAGUAAUGUCAUGAUAUUUGAUUAGGACAAAUCAACAGGUACACUUGGUCUAAUCCUAAUUUGUUUGAGUUCUUCUUAUCUCCAGGUGUGCACAAACUACAGUUAAAUCUAAAUUUAAAAGGUAGACAUAUCGGUACCAUAUUGGUCUUGAGAAGCACAAAGUUAUCACUAUCGGUUUGAAAAAAAGAUAUCAUGCAUCUCUACUCUGUAGUUCUUCACGGUAAGACAACAAAUCUAAUGUUGGCCUAAGGUUUUUGCAGAGUCAAGUGUGUGUGGCCAUUUUCAUCCUGAUUCCAGCCUCUAACUUUUGUUGAAGUCCAAUGUUUCUUGUCGAGGUUCCGCAAAAUCUCCUUACAGCAGAUUUCACGCCACUCGGACCGGCUAAAGAGAUCAGCCUGAGCUGGUCCCAAAAGGAAGGAAAGCAGAAUGAUCCGGUUAAGACGAGGUUUAAUCCCUGCUCACAGGUGGACACUUCUCCAAACAAGUCAACAUGUUUCUUCAUUUAAAGAAAUAUAUUCACGCCUCUCAUUUUUUUUUGUCAAUAAAGUUGUCUUUAAAAGUCUGAUUUAUUAUCAGGUCUUCUUUUAAAAAAACAAAUCAUUUAAACAUGCUUUAUUUUAGUGCUAAAUUCAGAGGCUUACGGUUCAAAGCUUGGACUGGAAUUACAGACUGCAGCCUUAAAUAGAACACUUGGAUAAUUAGCUUGUUAACGAGCUCCAGCGCCCCCUACUGAAAAUGUAGAAGAACCUACUUGACCACUGAAGUUAAAAGUUGCAAUGCACAGACUGGGACGGUGCACGGUGGUCUAGUGGUUAGCACGUUGGCCACACAGUCACAGUCUGGAGAUCGGGGUGGAGUUUUCCUACGUUCAAAAACAUGCAAGUUAGGUUAAUUGGUGGCUCUAAAUUGUCCAUAGGUAUGAAUGUGAGUGUGAAUGAUGUUUGUCUGUAUGUGCCCUGUGAUUGGCUGGUGACCAGUCCAGGGUGUACCCCGCCUGUCGCCCAAAGUCAGCUGGGAUAGGCUCCAGCAUACCCGCGACCCUAAUUAGGAGAAGCGGUAUAGAAAAUGGAUGGAUGUUCUUGGGAUGAAAAAUUUGACAAACAUUCCAAAUAUACUUAUUUAAAAAAUUUGUUAUGUAUUUUAAGAAUACAACUAAUACAUAUUCGCAUAUAAAUCCCAAUAAUAAUACAUAUUUACAAUUUAUUAUCAUUUAAAUUCCGUUAAAUAUACAUACAAUUAAAUCAGCUGAGCACAAAAAUAAUAAUAAUUAAAUAUAUCAAUAUAAUGA